AUGAGGACCAGCAGCCUCGUCCUGUUCGCCGCCGUCGCCGUCUUCGGCGCUGCCUGCACGGCGGCGGCCGGCGACGAAUCCUGGAAGACGAUCGACGCGAACGACCGGCACGUCCAGGACGUCGCCCUGUGGGCGGUGGCGGAGACAGACUGGGCGUCGGCGACGGGCGGCCUCACGCUCAACACGGUGGACGGCGCCGAGAAGAGGUUUGAGGCCGGCGUGAACUACUACCGCCUCACCCUCGAGGCGUCGAGCCGCGUCGUCGCCAAGUACCUCAGGUUCCAGGCGGUGGUGUACGAGGAGGGCGACGAGCACAAGCUCGUCUCCUUCGUCCCCAUCCACUGA
Messenger RNA from Oryza sativa Japonica Group (Japanese rice), 345 nucleotides. RefSeq names its product putative cysteine proteinase inhibitor 9. The record is from RefSeq and is a predicted model, not a curated record. NCBI's taxonomy places the organism in Eukaryota, Viridiplantae, Streptophyta, Magnoliopsida, Poales, Poaceae. Gene Ontology annotation, molecular function: cysteine-type endopeptidase inhibitor activity.